AUGGCUGGUCUGAGCAACUUCCGGGGCGAAGUCUACCACACAGGCGUGUGGCCGCAGUACGGCGUCAACCUGAAAGGUAAAAGAGUGGCGCAGAUCGGGACCGGCGCCUCGGGUAUCCAAGUCAUCCAGGAGGUUGGCGACAGCACGAAGCAUAUGACCAUCUACCAAAGAACGCCCAACCUGUGCUUGCCAAUGAACCAAUCUAAGCUUGAUCCGGAGAAGGAGAAGAGGAAGAAAGAGAGUGGAGAGUACGAGGAGGCAAUGAAGCAGACUAAGCAUACAUUCGCUGGUUUCGCUUACGACUUUAUGGACAAAAACACGUUUGAUGAUGGGCCCGAGGAGCGAGAGAAGAACUAUCAUCGCUUGAUGAAUGAAGAGGGUGGCUUUCACUACUGGCUCAAUACGUACAAGGAUAUGCUUUUCGUGCAGGAGGCGAACGAUGAAGCCUACAGUUUCUGGCGCGAUACCGUACGCAAGCGCAUCAAGGACCCUAAGAAGAGAGAACUCCUGGCUCCCGAGCACCCACCACACCCGUGGGGGACCAAGCGGCCGUCGCUAGAGCAGCGGUUCUACGAAGUCGUGGAUCAGCCACAUAUCGACAUCAUCGACGUCAAUGCCUCGCCGAUAGAGGGUGUAGAGGAAGGCGGCAUCCGGACGAAGAAUGAAGGUCUUGUUGAGGUCGAUGUGAUCGUUCUUGCAACUGGCUUCGACUCCGUGUCAGGGUCAUUAUCUCAGAUCGAUGUUCGCAACACCGAGGGCAAUCCGAUUGCUGCGCAUUGGAAGGAUGGCGUGAAGACGGGGAUGGGCAUCUCGAUCAACGGGUUUCCUAAUAUGUUCUUCCUCUAUGGACCUCAAGCUCCCACAGCAUUUGCGAACGGACCCAGCUGCACGCAGCACCAGGCAGAGUGGCUGGUCAACUUCCUCGUCAAGGCGAGAGAUGAUGGCAUUGGUAGGAUCGAGUGCACCAAGGAGACCGAGGAGGAUUGGCGGAAGAGGGUGCGAGAUGCGUGGGACGUUACGCUUUUCCCAAAGGCGAAAAGCUGGUAUCAGGGUACGUGCUCACCUGGUAGGGAUGGUCUUCCAAGCGAUGUGCUGACUGUUGUCGAGCCGCUGAAUUGGGCUGGCGGCAUGCCGGCAUAUCUCGAUGCACUGGAAAAGUCGCUUGAGAACGAGUACCAGGGCUGGAACGUCGACAAGGCCGCAGCAUGA
Molecule: messenger RNA, 1209 nt
Organism: Saxophila tyrrhenica
Lineage: Eukaryota; Fungi; Ascomycota; Dothideomycetes; Mycosphaerellales; Extremaceae
Exons: 5
Coding region: 1-1209 (402 amino acids)
Source: RefSeq, a predicted model, not a curated record